This is a messenger RNA of Perca fluviatilis (European perch), 2509 nucleotides long. Its product is annotated as myelin-oligodendrocyte glycoprotein-like. The transcript has 6 exons. Lineage: Eukaryota; Metazoa; Chordata; Actinopteri; Perciformes; Percidae. Bases 248 to 1273 code for a protein of 341 amino acids. The record is from RefSeq and is a predicted model, not a curated record.
AAACUGGAAAGCAUUACACACCCACAGAAGCGCGUCCAUUAUAAUCAACUGCGCUGACUGCUCAUCUCUAUUUCUUACAGAGAGAGUGGACACAAAGCGGCUCUGCUCCAGGACUCAGCGUCCCAGGACUAUGAGAUCGGAUACUUUGGGACAUUUGACUUCUAACGGUAGUUAACGUGAGGCAAACUGACUAGCUAGCUACUUGAUAGCUGCACCAUUAACUGAUAUUAGUUAACAACGUUUUGUCAUGUCUGGUCUCACUGGAUUUCUGAAGCGGCUGUUUCUGUUCUGUGUGCUAGCUUUCUCUGGACUGACACUAGGACAACAACAAGGUCCAGGUGGUGUUAGAGUGGUUGUGAAAGAAGACAGUGAUGUCGUGUUACCCUGUUCUCUCAGCACCAAGGAGAACAUUGUAUCAAAACUGUUUGACUGGAAGAAGGUUCCUCAGAAAGAUGAUGAUAAGGAGGUGUUCAUGUAUGAUGCAGGCAUUCAUUACAACAACGGUCGUCCAGGUCAGAGUGAAGAGUUCAAAGGUCGAGUCUCUCAUUUUAAAGAUCAAUUGAAACACGGCAACGCCUCCAUAAUCAUCAGAAAUACAAAGAUAUCUGACAGUGGAAACUACACCUGUUAUUUUCCCCGUCUUCAUCAAACAUUCAACAUUGAACUUGUUGUUGAUCCUGUGGUCAAAGACCGAUCAGAAGAAAUCCAAGCUGCCUCACCAGAACCGUACAUCAGGACUCUGAAAGCCACAGCUGGCUGGGCCCUGCUGCAGUGUGAAGUCCGAAGGGCGGCUCCAGAACCUAAACUAGAGUGGAAGGACAGUGCUGGAAACACACUUCCUGCUGAGGAACCACAGACCUCAGAAAGAGGAGCCCACUACUAUAUCACUCUGAUCACUACUGUGACAAAGAUGGACAACUACAGCUGUGUAGUAACACAGGAGGAAAUCAGCCAUCAGACUCAGACUGAGAUCUUUGUUCAUAUCAGUGGGAAAGAGUGUGAGGACUUAUCCAGUAAAGUGGCCAUCGGAUGGAUUGGUGGAUUGGUUUCGGGAGCUCUGAUUCUUGCUAUAGUUCUAGCUCUGCUUGAUCGUACAAAGAUCAUCACAAUACGCUGCUAUAAAGGUCCUUGUCAGCACAGAGACUGUCUGCGAAACCAGGGAAAGUGUGAAAGUCCUGAGAAGAGAGAGAGUUUGGUCAGCCUGGAAGAUGAUCCAUGCCCAUAUCAACGGAGAUGUUGUUUGCAUAAACAGGCUUCAGAGCAGCCUUCGUAAGUUGAAACAAGAUUCUACACAGUAGCCAAGGAGGAAACAGAGGAUUAAAAAAACAAAACAUGAUGGACUCUUCAGAAGAUUAUCUUCACUCUAGCUUCUGAAAGUCACCAGACGCCACAAUCUUCUGAACAUAGUCAUACUGAGAAAUCCAGAGAGAGACUUGUGUGGAGCUGAUAGUCUUAAUUAUUUAAUUGUAGCAACUCAUUUGGCAACGGCUUGAAUGUAACAGACAUUCAUUUAUAUCAAAACGUUACGGACUAAAGCUUUAAAUGAGAUAUUUGUCUGUUGUUGGUUGGACCUACAGAGUGAGUUUGACAAUAUAAAUAUUAAAGUAUAAUUUACAAAAAGAAAAAUCAACAACAUACCAAUCUACAUCUUCCUAAAGGACCCACGAGUCGACAACACUGACAGAUCAACAAAGGUUUCACAAAGAUCAUAUUUAUUACAGGGCUUUUAUUUUAUAAUGUCACUGUAGGUCAACAUGAUUGUUCAUCUGUUACAUGAAAAGGUCUAUGUAAAUAUAAUUUAACUGAUAAUAAGAAGAAAAAAAGAAGAAAAAAGAAACGCACCUGAUGACUUAAUUUUUUUUAUAUUAAUCCUCUCAGGUUUUGUUUUGUGAAGCAGUUUGUAACAUCUGUUACAUGAAAAGGUCUAUGUAAAUAUCAUUAUUAUAAAAAAUUGUAAAUCUAGUUAAUAUACAUUUAUGAGAUGUGAAUUGAUCUGAGGAACCGUCUAAUCAAAAUGUCAGAUGAUAGAAGUUAGUUGUAGAUAAUGAUGGUCUGAUGAUUUCAUUGUAAAAAGAUACUAACACUGUUCCGGUUAAAAAUGACCGAUUUACACAUUCCCUGUACCAUAAAUAUGGCAUUUUUCAUCAGAUUGCCUCAGGACCUUAUGAUAUCCUUCACCAAAGGCAUUUGAACACAUAACAUUCAUUGUGACUACUUUCUUUGAAUUUUGAGUGAUUUAUUCAACUUAGUCACACAUCUUUUGUUUACGGUCAAAAAUGACUGCCAUAGGAAAUGAAUGGGAAAGAGCAUAAUUUUCGUCCAGGAGAUAAAAGACAUCUCCAUACACACACUCCUACAGCUUUCCUGUGCUUGUGUACCCAUUCACAGGUGCAAAGCUUCCAUUUGCAAGGGACACUGCACCAUGACUGCAAUUUGCCAUUUGUGCGAGUGAACUGUUCGCAUACAUGCAUGCACGCACACACACAUACACACACACACACACACACAC